This is a messenger RNA of Tilletiopsis washingtonensis, 2125 nucleotides long. RefSeq names its product protein MalL3. Gene Ontology annotation, molecular function: alpha-amylase activity. The record is from RefSeq and is a predicted model, not a curated record. Gene Ontology annotation, biological process: oligosaccharide catabolic process. Bases 131 to 1939 code for a protein of 602 amino acids. The transcript is spliced from 11 exons. Lineage: Eukaryota; Fungi; Basidiomycota; Exobasidiomycetes; Entylomatales.
GGGCGACAGAGCGGCGCGCGAGGCAGCACCGAGCAGCGCCCGCGCUGCUGUCAUGCCUGCAACGUGGAGCCCCACGCGUGUGCGUGCUCUCCCCGCAGCAUGAGCGCUACAUAAUCUGCUCCUCUCUGCCAUGCGCCCCCUCUCUCCCCACAUCCAUCAAGCACAAGCCAUGUCCACCUCGCAACUGCUGCCCGCACAGACGCCCGCGUCGUGGAAGGCGGCCGUCGUGUACCAGAUCUACCCUCAGUCCUUCUGCGACUCUGACGGUGACGGCAUCGGCGAUCUGGCAGGCAUCCUCUCCAAGCUCGACUACAUCGAGCGCCUCGGCGCCGACGUCGUGUGGCUCUGCCCGCAUCUGGCCUCGCCUGGCGUUGACAAUGGGUAUGACGUCUCGGACUACGAGGCCAUCGAUCCCAAGUUCGGCAACAUGCAGACGAAUCAGCUGCUCAUCGACGGGCUGCACAAGCGCGGCAUGAAGAUGAUGAUGGACCUAGUCGUCAACCACACAUCGGACAAGCACACCUGGUUCCAGGACUCGCGCCAGCGCCGGGGCGCUCGCGCAGACUGGUACAUCUGGCGCGACGCCAAGCGCUCUGCAGACGGACAGCGUGUCGAGCCUAAUAACUGGGCUUCGAUCUGGGGCGGCUCGGCGUGGACGUGGGAUGCGACGCGAGAGCAGUACUACUUGCAUCUGUUCUCGCCUCAACAGCCCGACCUGAACUGGGACUGCGCGGCGCUAAGGCAAGAAAUCUACGCCAUGGUGCGCCGCUGGCACGCUCGCGGCGUUGAUGGCUGGCGUCUGGACGCUAUCAACUUCAUCUCCAAGCCGCAAGACCUCUCCAAUGCCGCCCUUGACCUGCCCGAUGCGCCAGUCACGCAGCCGGAGCAGCGCUACCAGCCCGCCUUCGAGCUCUUCAGCCAUGGGCCGCGCAUCCAUGCGUACCUCAAGGAGCUGUAUAGAGAGGCGCUCGGGCCGGACGUCAUGACGGUCGGCGAGGCGGCCGGCACGACGCCCGAGCAGUCGGUUGCGUAUACCGAGUGGGAGACGCGCGAGGACAAGGAGCUGCAGAUGGUCUUCUCCACCGAGCACGUCGACCUCUACGGCGGCUUCUCGCUCGCGCCCGUCGCGCCGCUGCGGCACGGCGAGAUGCGCGCCGUGCUGGCGCGCUGGCAGACGGAGCUGCUGCCGCGCGGCAGCUGGCAGUCGAGCUUCAUGAGCAACCACGACCUGCCGCGUGCGGUGCCCAACUUUCUGCGCGCAGAGGCGCCGCAGCAUCGCUGGCGCGCCGCAAAGCUGCUGGCGCUGCAUCAGGCGAGCCAGUGCGGCACGCUGUUCGUGUAUCAGGGAGAGGAGCUGGGCAUGAUCAACCUGCCGCACGACUGGGGCAUCGAGGACUAUCCCGAUCUCGUGUCGCAGAAGUUCUACCACGAGACGCUGCAGGCGCGGCAGGCGGCGGGCGAUGCGGAGCCGGACAUGAGUGAUGUGAUGGCUGCCAUCCGGCGGAAAGCACGGGACAACUCUCGCUCGCCCAUGCCCUUCAACGGCUCUGCCUCUGCAGGCUUCUCGAGCGGCAAGCCGUGGAUGCGCGUGAACCCAGACAACGUCGUCUGCAACGUCGAGGAUCAAGAACAGGACGCAGACUCGGUGCUGGCCUUUUGGCGCGCCGCACUGGCGCUGCGCAGGGCACACGACGUGCUCGUGUACGGCAUCUUCGAGCUGCUGCUCGCGCCGACGCUGGGCGCGCAAGACGUGGUGGUGUACGCGCGCACGCUGGGCGAGAAGCGCGCCGUGUAUGUGGCCAGCCUGGGCUUUGAAGAGGUCGAGGUGGACCUGACCAAGGCGGGCCUGACGGAGGAGAUGCAGCCUGCACUGGCGGUCGGCAGCGAGAGGAGCAUGCACGUGCUGCAGGGCCUCGAGGCGCGCCUGUAUGUGCUGUGACUGGGGCAAUGCAUCGUAUGAUGGACUGGGCGGCGUGCGAAGGUGUGGCCACGCGUCGAUGCGUGGCUGUGCGCGAGAGUGUGAGGGGCAAUGCAUUGUGAGGCACAGAGCACCUCGGCCCAGAUCGCGAUUUAUGCUGCACAGUUGAGGUGAGCAGGGCACGGGUCAAGAGGGAGGUAGCGAGCG